Molecule: messenger RNA, 1709 nt
Organism: Vigna umbellata (rice bean)
Lineage: Eukaryota; Viridiplantae; Streptophyta; Magnoliopsida; Fabales; Fabaceae
Source: RefSeq, a predicted model, not a curated record
CUCGUUGAAUCGCUGUUUCUCCCCCUAAAAUCUUUCUUUCUCUAAAAUCUUUCAGUCGACUAAUGAGUUCUGAGAGAGAAAGAGAGAGCUGCAAUUCUCGCCACUUCACAUGGCUCAUGAAGUCAUGCUUCCCCAGCCCAAAUGACGCCGUUGCAAAACUCCCCUCACCACCGCAGCCCCACACUAACACCCCUGCGCCCGUCACCACCCUAUCCUCGCUUCCCGACGACAUCGUUUUGGACUGCCUCUCCCGCGUGCCCCCCGCCUCCCUCCCUGCCCUCUCCCUCGUUUGUCGUCGCUGGUCCCGCCUCCUCCGUUCCCCCGCCUUCUCCUAUCUCCGCCGUCGCCUCCACCUACUUCGCCAUACCACCGUCGUCCUUGCUGCCACUGACCGAGGCCUCUCUGUCGCCACGCUCCUCGACGCCGCCUGGCUCCCUUCUCUUUUGGUUCCCUGCUUCGACGCCAUUUCGCUCCACGAAUUCCACUUCCUAGUCGCCCACGCGCGCGCGUGCUCCAUAGGUCCCAGGAUCUACCUCGUCGGCAGAAGCACCACGCUGCAGUACGACACGUGGACUGCGUCGGUUUCAAUGGGCGCUGCCACGAUUUUCGCGCGCAAAAAAUUUGCUCUCUCUUCCGUCGCCGGGAAAAUCUACGUUGCCGGUGGAAGUUCCCGGACGGCGGCAGUCGAAGAGUACGAUCCCGAAACCGACACGUGGGUCGUGGUCUCCAACGCGCCACGUAUGCGUUACGGCUGCCUUGGAGUCUCGGUUGAUGGGAUCUUUUAUGUCAUCGGCGGAUUGAAAAUUUGCGCAUCGACACAGAACCUGCUCCCACGCGCUUCUUGUAGAACUGAGGCCCACGCGGCGUAUGCGAGUUCCAUGGAUCUAUUUGACGUGGAGGCGCGUGUGUGGCUCCGAAGUCGCACUGUUCCUAACGGAGGCUGUGUGGUGGCGGCUUGCGCUGCGGCUGGGCGCUUGUACGUACUCACCAGCCACGCGGUGGAGUUUUCGUUUUGGAGCUUUCACUUACGGAAGAAAAGCGGCAGUGGAAAAGGAUUUGGAGAGUGGAGUAGGAUAAAGAGCCCGCCACUACCGGCUCAAGUUAGAGUCGACACGAGAAUGAGGUUUAAUUUUGUAGGUAUUGGCGAUAAGGUGGUGCUGAUUCAGAGUUUGAAUGAAGUGAGAGGGGUGAAAGAGGGCUUUGUUUUGCUUUAUGAUUGCGCCACCGGAGAGUGGCAGAGAGGGGCGGAUUUACCGGAUGUUUAUCGACGCGCAACUUAUGUGGGUGUGGAAUGCUAACAUGCGCCGACCAUGUGGCAUCAUUGUAGUGUCACUAGCAGACAAUGGUUGCGUGAGGCUUCAUGGGAUAGGGUGUACCUAAGAAUAUGUGGUCCCGUGCGUGAGCCAUUCUGAUUGGCCUGUUCUCUGAUAUGUAGUUUCCAUUUUUAUUAUUAAAAAAAAGCUAAAAAAUUCACAUCUAUUGUUAAUGAAUGCAUCAUCAUGUUCUUAAAUUCGUAAUCUUGUUUUUUCUUAAAGAGUUUGAUGUUGUACUAGUUUGAUUCUUUGAUAGGAAAUUAAUUAGUCCCUUUUGUACCAGAUGUACGGAUGAUCAUAAUGUCACGGGAGUAGUUCAUCUGGCUGGACGGUUCUAGAAUUAUCUUGAUCAUACCGAUACGAGUGAAUGAUUGAGAAAAUUCUGUAGUUAUUUAC